CUCCCAUCUGCUCCCCCCGUUGGCACUCCGACCCAGUGACCCUACGUGCGGUGGCUUUGCCCUCUAGCUUCUCCACCUGUGCAGCUGCUGCGCGUGCUUCCCUGCACGGGAUUGCGCCCUUGUUGACUGAUCGCUUCUGACCGCCGUGGAUCGCUGCCUGCCUCGUGUCCCAGACGCCCCCUCGACACGUUGCCGAAACAAUGGCCGAUUCCGACGUCGCCAACUUCUACAACCUCCCUUCCGAGUACCCCGAGGAAUGGCCCGCCGAGCUCGACGAGAGCGAGGAUUCCGAGGAUGAGACCCUUCAACGCCGGGGCUCGCGAUCCCGAUACUUCGCCCUCGAACGCAGCAACAGUGGUCGGAAAGGGCCCAAUCUGGGCUCGUUCAAGGGGAAAACCGCGAGGGACAAUCUCGUCAAAAUGGACGAGCCCGAUCCCUUGGGCUCCGGAGACUCCGUCUUCAAGAUCUUGAAGAAACGAGGGUUGUCCCUGGAGGAGGAGGGUCGUUUGCGCAAUCGGUUCUUGCUCUCGUCUACGUCGUUCUCCCCGGCUCUCUUCCUCUCGCAGGCGCACUCGGACGCAUCCAUCAAGUCACUCCUCAGUGGUCUUGAUUUCCUUUCGCGAUCCAUCGAUCAGAAGUCGGCUUCGCUGAAGGUCCUCGUCGAGGCCAAUUUCGAGCGGUUCGUUCGAGCCAAAGCGACCAUCGAUAGUGUCUAUACAGAGAUGAGGAACCAAGGGAGGGAACAGAACACGUCCGUACAACAGGCUCAUCGCAGGUCGGGGCAUUUUCGGAAUUAUUCGGGGGGGAUGCAACCAGUUCCCUCGCCCGCUCCGUCAGACUCGGCACCCGGGAAGAACGCUCUCACCAAAGAGAGCGAGUAUGGCCUCAAGGGUAUCCGUGUUCCCUUGCUGGAGGCUUCUGUGAAAGCCGAGGAAGUGUGGGGUCCCGCACUGGGAGGCCGUGAAAGGGAGCAAGCGCUGAAAUCGGUGGUUGAUGCGAUGGAGAAACACCGCGACGUCUACGAAAUAGGCGGGAUGCUUUCGAAAUCCAUCAAGCAGAGAGACUACGAUUCGGUCUUUGAGCAGUAUACGAAGGCAAGAACUCUGGCAAAAGAAGCUAAGAACCUCGCCGACAGGGCGAUUAGCAAACACCGGCCCUUGACGGAUGAAGAUACGCAUUUGAUUCUGGCCAUGGGGCGAAUGUGGAUGGAUGUCGAUCAGCAAUUACAGGUGUUCAAACGUGAUCUCUGGAGACGUCUCGGCGAUGCGCCUACAACCUCGACAACGGUAACGGCAUCCGGGCCGGUUGAGGAACACAUGGAGCUUAUAGGUGCCUUACUGGAGCUGGGCGUGGACGACAACCCCAUCUGGGUGUGGCUUCUCAGUCGGUACAACUUUCUGAAAACCAAAAUCACCACGUUCUGCGAACGCUGCAAAACGGAGAUUGAAAUUCUUCGGCGCAGACUCGCCAGCGGGGAGAAACCAAGUCCUCGAGCAGUGGCAUCGUAUCUUCGACUGGCGCCGCGCGACAAUUCCAAAGAUACGCAAGACAUGUUGGAUACUGAUCAGAUUAUUGAGCUCUGGGAUUGCGUGCAUACCUACCUCAACAGGCUGCUGUCGUCGCAGGGCGGUAUUCUGGGAGAAGUGUUGGAUUUUUGGGAAGCGGCACAGUCUUUCCUCGACGGGAGCAAGCAAAAGUUGCUCCCUGCCGGAUUUGAAGGGGAAAGCCGGAAGCACCACCGGCUCUCAAGCACCGACUCGAGGGACUUGCAGAAAGGUGUUGUCGAGCUUGUUAACCUCAUUCGAGAAAGUGUCCUCUCGUUAUUUGCCGACCCUCCGUUGGAGGAUAUCUCUCUACUCACGUCGCCAAUAUCGCCGCCAAGUCCCAACACGCCGUUCGGGGUGACACCCACGGGGUCCCGGUUCAAGCUUGAUCCCAAAAACAUGCCGUUUCCCACGCCAAAGAGCGGCGAACACUGGGAGGAUUUCGCAUUCUGGCCACCAUUCUCCAAUGCGCUCAGUGGCGUCCAUUAUUUGGGCCAGUUCUUGGUCAUCAUCGGAACGGCGGCGAGUGAAAUGGCCGCCUUGGGUCCAGUGUCAAGCAAUGGCAACGCACAUGGUCUUCUCAAGGCGCUUGUCAGUGUCGCCCGGGAGCGCGCGGUGCGAGUGGUGUGCUCUGCCUGGGGCAGAGACGCAGAAGUCUGCAAGCUGAUGGAGGAUUGGACACGCGACCCGGAGAGUAGGGACCUCACGAAAAUGCCCAGCUUAUUUGUCGCCUUUGAGAAUGCAAUCCUUGGGGGGAUGCAAAAGAUUCUCUAUGUCUCGGAGGCCAUGGUCAAAUCCGGUGAUGUAGACAUCGUGACGCAGCCUCCAACCAAGCUUCUUCAAAUGGUGCGCACCCAGUUUGUCUCCAGCGUCUACAAAGCCCUCAGCGGUCUCGUGGAGAAUGCAGAGCACCCUACCGCGCCCGAAGAGGACAACGAAUGGGUUCUCGCUGGGUCGACGCGCAACCGCUCUGGAAUCUCGUCCGUUUUCGUGGCAGACGCUGUCGAUGCCCACAACAGAAAUGUGCGCAUCCUCCUUACUCUCUCAAACAUCAAAUCCCUCCAGACCGACUUUGUGCCCCAGUUGGUUGCGAACUUCGAAACCUCUUUCUCCGUGAAGUUGACGGACGAAGCCAAAACCAUCCGCGACGUGCUCAGUCAAAUCGACAACCGCCUAUUCCAGUCCUACACAAACCCAACGAUCAGUACCUUGAACACGACGAUCUUCAAUGGAAUCACAGCCGCUGAUUGGGAACCCUCCGUCGCUCGUCCCGACCAAGUGCGGCCCUACGUGUACGACACCUUGUUGACGCUGGUGCUUGUCCACACGGAGAUAUCGACUACCAUUCCCUCUAGCGCCUUGGCCUCGACGCGCUCCUCAACCUCAUCGGCAUCGACUCCGUCCGCCCUGCUCUCCGUCGUGCUCACCCAUCUUCUGGCACAGGUUUCCUCGUCCCUCCUGAAUUCUUUCAGCUCGCGAUCAUCGUACACACUUCCUGCCCUGAUGCAGGCCACUCUAGACACGGAAUACAUUGCACAAACCAUGUCGCAGUACACCACCGAUGAGGCAUCGGCUCUACAAAGUCAAAUCUACGUUGAACUCGACCGUCGCACAUCUCACGAAGCUCGGGCCCGGCUUCAAUCCGAACUGGGUGAAAUGAGAGGGAUUCUCAAGAGAUUGCGGGAAAGAACCAAGGGAGAGUUUGCUUGCUUCAGGAGAUCAAAGGGCAGCGGGGGCCAGAAGGCAUCGGCGUAGUUAUAACCUGUUGUUUAAGGGUUGUAUAUAGUCAAAUCUAGAAUC
Aspergillus steynii IBT 23096 is the source of this 3344-nucleotide messenger RNA. Its product is annotated as exocyst subunit SEC5. The transcript has 2 exons. Gene Ontology annotation, biological process: exocytosis; Golgi to plasma membrane transport. The record is from RefSeq and is a predicted model, not a curated record. Gene Ontology annotation, cellular component: exocyst. The coding region runs from base 201 to 3299 and encodes 1032 amino acids. NCBI's taxonomy places the organism in Eukaryota, Fungi, Ascomycota, Eurotiomycetes, Eurotiales, Aspergillaceae.